This is a messenger RNA of Prunus armeniaca (apricot), 1038 nucleotides long. NCBI's taxonomy places the organism in Eukaryota, Viridiplantae, Streptophyta, Magnoliopsida, Rosales, Rosaceae. The record is from the annotation of a GenBank genome assembly.
AUGGUUCUCUAUGUUCCUUUGCCUCCAGAGGACCACUUCUCUGAGUUUGAAAUAAUCCCUGCGGAGGAUAAUUAUCAGAACCCCCCAACUGGAAAUGAUCAGCAGCAACAUGCUGAAUGGUUUGAGGAGCAGUUGGAAGAUGAUCUCAAAUGGUCUUUUGCUUUGAAUGGUGUGUUGCAUGCAGCAACAAGCGAGUUCCAAGACAUAGUUCUUUUGGACACAAAGCGAUUUGGAAAGGCUCUGGUGAUCGAUGGGAAGUUGCAGAGUGCUGAAAGAGAUGAGUUUAUUUACCAUGAAUGCUUGGUUCAUCCUGCUCUUUUACUACAUGACAACCCAAAAACAAUAUUUAUAAUGGGAGGUGGCGAAGGGUCAACAGCAAGAGAGUCACUAAAGCACAAAGAUGUAGAGAAAGUUAUCAUGUGUGACAUUGACAGGAUGGUUGUCGAUUUUUGCCGAGAACAUCUGACAGAAAAUCAGGAGGCGUUUCGUGACGAUAAGCUCCACAUUGUUUUCAAUGAUGCAAAGGAUGAGCUAGAGAAAACUGAAGAAAAGUUUGAUGUGAUUGUGGGAGACCUACCAGAUCCAAUAGAGGGAGGGCCUUGCAAUGACCUUUACACCAAACCCUUCUAUGAGCAAGUCCUAAAACCCCACCUCAAAGACAAUGGCAUCUUUGUCACUCAAGCUGGUCUGGCAGGAAUUCUUUCCCAUAAGGAUAUCUUCACUUCAAUAUACAACACUAUAAAACAUGUGUUCAAAUAUGUGAUUGCAUACACAGCUCAUGUGCCAUCUUAUGCAGAUUCAUGUGGAUGGGUUUUGGCUUCAGAUGAACCACUCAAAUUGGACGUUGAACAACUCAACAGCAGAAUCCAGGAAAGAAUUAGAGGAGAUCUCCUCUAUUUAGAUGGUGCUUCCAUUGUAUCAUCCACUGUAGUAAACAAGAUGAUCUGCACAUCGCUUCUGAAAGAAACUCAAGUCUUGACUGGAGAAAACGUAAGGUUCGUCUAUGGGCAUGGGCUUGCAAAGAAUGCAGAAGAAUAG